Messenger RNA from Rhagoletis pomonella (apple maggot), 990 nucleotides. RefSeq lists its product as uncharacterized. Bases 1 to 990 code for a protein of 329 amino acids. The transcript has a single exon. NCBI's taxonomy places the organism in Eukaryota, Metazoa, Arthropoda, Insecta, Diptera, Tephritidae. The record is from RefSeq and is a predicted model, not a curated record.
AUGGUAACAACGGAGGCUUUAUGUGUGGAUCGCUUGACACAAAAUCAUCCUGGCCACACAAUCAACAACGAAAAACUUAAAUAUUUCAACAACCUGAAAUUGGCUGAUCCCCAAUACAACUUAACGGGACGGAUAGACAUUAUCUUGGGUGCAGAUAUAUUUAGCGAAUAUUUACUACAAGACAAGAUUGUACACCCAAGUGGAUCUCCAAGCGCAAUACAAACAAUUUUCGGCUGGGUUAUUAUUGGUAACGUUGCUGAUCAGCGAAAUCUUGAAAUAGUAGCAGCGCAUAUGACAGUCGACUUGGGUGAGCAACUGCAGCAGUUUUGGAAAAUCGAGGAAUGUAACGAAACAAUGAAUCACCUGACACCUGAGGAAGAGCAAGCAGAAAUACACUUCCAACAACACGUUCAGAGGGAUUCCAGUGGACGAUACAUCGUCAGACUCCCAUUUAAGAGUACAGUGGUUAACUUGGGGGACUCGAGGCAGGCGGCGUUAAAACGAUUUCAUGGUUUGGAAGCCAAAUUCUAUAAAAAUGUGUUGCUUAAAGGAGAGUAUACCAAGUUUAUUCAAGAAUUUUUCGAGUUGGGGCACAUUGAAGUAGCAAGGAGCUGCUCAUCUAGCAAGACAUAUUUCAUGCCACACCAGGCAGUGUUUAAGCCUAGCAGCACUACAACAAGGGUACGCGUAGUGUUCGAUGCGUCCUGUAAAACAGACAAUGGAACGUCACUCAAUGAACAACUACUAGUAGGUCCUACAAUACAGAAGGAUCUGUUCACAAUCCUAAUACAAUUUCGCAGGUAUAAAAUCGGGUUCAUUGGGGACAUAGAAAAGAUGUAUCGCCAGGUGCUCAUAUAUCCAGAUGACCGCUCGUAUCAACGCAUCUUAUGGAGAGAUGAUGAAAGUAAGCAAAUCCAGGAAUACAAUUUAAGGACAGUGACGUAUGGAACAGCCUGCGCGGCUUUCCUGGCUACCAGAACACUGCGUUAA